Messenger RNA from Carassius auratus (goldfish), 1309 nucleotides. RefSeq names its product cathepsin S-like. The record is from RefSeq and is a predicted model, not a curated record. NCBI's taxonomy places the organism in Eukaryota, Metazoa, Chordata, Actinopteri, Cypriniformes, Cyprinidae. The transcript has 8 exons. Gene Ontology annotation, biological process: proteolysis. The coding region runs from base 140 to 1126 and encodes 328 amino acids. Gene Ontology annotation, molecular function: cysteine-type peptidase activity.
AAGACAUCUGUGCCAUAUCACAAUUAGCAGAGAUUAGCACGUGAUAGAAAAAAAUAAAAGCAGGAACCCAAGACGUUCAUCAUCACCUCCUCGAGAGACCACCAGAAGUAGCCUACUGUUUAAAGUUCGUGAACAGACCAUGAUGUUUGGGAGCUUGCUGUUUGCCGUGUGUUGUAGCGCAGCACUGGCCCAUUUCAACACAAAUCUAGACCAGCACUGGGAGUUGUGGAAGAAGACCCAUAACAAGUUUUACUCUACUAAGUUUGAAGAACUGGGCAGGAGGGAGUUAUGGGAGAGAAACCUUGAACUUAUCACCCUUCACAACCUGGAAGCCUCCAUGGGCCUGCAUUCAUAUGACCUGGGCAUGAACCACAUGGGUGACAUGACACCAGAGGAGAUUCUGCAAUCAUUCGCCAUGACUCGUGUCCCUCCUAACUAUAAGAGGCAAACGGUGAAUUUUGUGGGCUCUUCUGGGUCUCCUGUUCCAGACUCUCUGGACUGGAGAGAGAAGGGAUAUGUCUCCAGUGUGAAGAUGCAGGGUGCGUGUGGUUCAUGUUGGGCGUUCAGCUCUGUUGGGGCUCUUGAAGGUCAGCUGAUGAAGGCCACAGGAAAGCUGGUUGACCUCAGUCCACAGAAUCUGGUGGAUUGUUCUUCCGGUUACGGCAACAAGGGCUGCAAUGGUGGUUUUAUGAGUUCUGCCUUCCAGUACGUUAUUGAUAAUGGAGGAAUAGAUUCUGAGUCCUCUUACCCUUAUGAAGGAGUGCAAGGGCAGUGCAGAUACAAUCCAUCUCACGCUGCAAACUGCACCAAGUACUAUUUUGUUCCUCAAGGAGAUGAGGAGGGCCUAAAGCAGGCUUUGGCCAAUGUCGGGCCCAUUUCAGUAGCCAUUGAUGCCACCCGUCCUCACUUUGUCCUGUACCGCAGUGGAGUUUACAAUGACCCAACCUGUACAAAAAAAGUAAACCAUGCAGUUCUGGCUGUAGGAUAUGGUGCGAUUGCUGGAGAGGAUUUUUGGCUGAUCAAAAACAGUUGGGGUACCCAUUUUGGAGAUGGUGGCUACAUCCGUAUAGCCAGAAAUAAGAACAUGUGUGGCAUUGCCGAAUAUGCCUGCUUUCCAGUUAUGUAGCUGCAACAUUUCAAAAACAAGAAAUUCAUUGUUUUGUUGUUUAAUUUCUUUGAAUGCAUGUUUUAUAUAUGGUUUUUACGUUGUCUUUUUAAAUAUGUCUAAAUGUGUUUUAUGAGUCUUACAAAAUUGUUUUGUUUGGCUUAACUUAAGAGGAAAGAGUACAUGUAGUAUUUGGAAAUGUUU